CAUUUUGACGUUUCGUACAGUUCUUUUCGGUGUCAAGCAAAAUGGCGGAUCAGACGGAACGUUCAUUCCAAAAGCAACCUACUGUGUUUUUGAACCGUAAGAAGGGAAUCGGUGUUAAAAGGAGCCGCAAACCACUGAGAUACCACAAAGAUGUGGGACUCGGUUUCAAAACACCGAGAGAGGCGAUUGAUGGCACCUACAUUGACAAGAAGUGCCCAUUCACAGGCAAUGUGUCCAUCCGUGGACGUAUCCUGACUGGUGUCGUGCAGAAAAUGAAGAUGCAGCGCACCAUUGUCAUCAGACGUGACUACCUGCACUACCUACCCAAAUACAACAGAUUCGAGAAGCGUCACAGGAAUAUGCCUGUCCAUUUAUCGCCUUGCUUUAGGGACGUCGAAGCUGGAGAUAUUGUCACCAUUGGUGAAUGCAGACCUCUAUCCAAGACAGUCCGUUUCAACGUAUUAAAGGUUUCAAAGGGCAAGGGAUCCAAAAAAUCCUUCAAAAAAUUCUAAUAAAAUUACUUGCUAAGUA
Molecule: messenger RNA, 531 nt
Organism: Aricia agestis (brown argus)
Lineage: Eukaryota; Metazoa; Arthropoda; Insecta; Lepidoptera; Lycaenidae
Gene: RpS11
Product: 40S ribosomal protein S11
Exons: 4
Coding region: 42-512 (156 amino acids)
Biological process (GO): translation
Cellular component (GO): ribosome; cytosolic small ribosomal subunit
Molecular function (GO): structural constituent of ribosome
Source: RefSeq, a predicted model, not a curated record